Molecule: messenger RNA, 2407 nt
Organism: Coniophora puteana RWD-64-598 SS2
Lineage: Eukaryota; Fungi; Basidiomycota; Agaricomycetes; Boletales; Coniophoraceae
Product: calcium calmodulin-dependent protein phosphatase
Exons: 9
Coding region: 98-625 (175 amino acids)
Molecular function (GO): calcium ion binding; calcium-dependent protein serine/threonine phosphatase regulator activity
Source: RefSeq, a predicted model, not a curated record
CACGCCCAGAGGUUAUAAAGUCCCCGCUUGAAACGCGUUCACCACCACCACAAAACCAGAAAGCUACAGUUCAACUUCAUAGGAAGAGACAUUCACAAUGGGUCAAACACCGUCGCAGUUCAUGGAAGACAUGCAGAAGCGGUCAAACUUCACCGCCAGCGAGCUGGAGCGGCUCAAAAAGCGAUUCAUGAAGUUGGACAGUGAUGGAUCUGGCUCGAUAGAUCGCGAAGAGUUCCUUCAGAUCCCCCAAAUAGCAACGAAUCCUCUGGCGUCACGGAUGAUUGCAAUCUUUGACGAAGAUGGUGGAGGAACAGUGGAUUUCCAGGAGUUUGUCGGCGGCCUGAGCGCGUUCAGUAGCAGAGGAGGACGGGAAGAAAAGUUGAGGUUUGCAUUCAAGGUGUACGACGUUGACCGGGACGGCUAUAUCUCAAACGGAGAGCUAUUCCUCGUGCUCAAGAUGAUGGUGGGUAGCAAUUUGAAGGACCAACAAUUGCAGCAGAUCGUCGAUAAGACAAUCAUGGAAGGAGACCACGACGGCGAUGGCAAACUGAGUUUCGAGGAGUUUGCUCAGAUGGUGUCCAACACGGAUAUCGUCAAGCAAAUGACGCUCGAGGACUUGUUCUGACAGGACGCGCUCGAGGCAACUCAUCUCCUCGGACAUGCCCUGGACCAGAUAUGCCCCCUAUAUGCUUCUCUAUACCCUACCGCACGCUUUUCAGCUCGACAUUCACCUGUGUAUCAUCUCCUUCUCCGGUAAAGAGUUCGCCCAGCCUCUCUGACAUUAUUUAGAUCCGCGUAUAAUACAACGCAUUCACCACGCAUCCUUUCAGCGGCCCCAUUUCACUUGGUGUCAAGCAGUCGUCAGACUUCUAUCAGCUGACAUGCUUACCCUUUGACAUAUCCGUGUUGCAAUUAGGACUCCAUGAUAACGCAAUUAUUUCGGUGAUGGGUGCGCUCAUGCAGUUGCAAGAUUUGGAAGUCAAUACAAAAAUACAUUGUAUCAUAGACAACGUACAAGGAGUGAAUGCAAAGCGGGAAAGGGUGGUCCAUACGGUACAUCAGAACUGAGAUAUCUAAAAGCCACAAAUAUCUAUGUAACAAAGACCGAAGGAAAGAAAAUCCCUAGCAGGGAUGUCGCUGCUGUUCUGGGUAAGGUAGGACCAGUUGACCGGGUGGAACAAAACCAUGCUUGUGAUCUGCUAAACCGAGGAAACCUGAGACAGAUUACCGGUGGGGAGGCUCCUGAUGGGUGUUGCAGAUGGGAGGGAAGGCUAUAUAAUGUGUGACCCUGCUUCGAAUGCUCGUAGUUCGUGAAGUGGAGCGGGAAGUUGGUUCAGCCAGGCCGUUGUGUUAGGCAAAGACAGGCACAUGUGGAGCAAGCAAUCAGCGAGGCGAAAAAAUAAGCUCUCCGUUGAGCCUGUUAAGGUGGUGGGGAGAUGUGACUGGCGGGCGCGGGGAAACAUGGUGAUACAUCGGGCCGGAAACGACGAGCCAAGAAUGGGCUCCAUCCUGGUCGCAUCGUAUGAAACGCGGCACAACGCAACGAGACUGGCUGUUUUUCGUAACGCACUACCGGCGUGUGGAUCGACUGAUCGUACAUGGGGGCGAAAAGGGUCACAUGGAGGGGGCUGAGCUGGGCUUGAAUAAAUUAAACACGAGCGUCUGGGCGGAUGGGAUGCGCCUGCUUCUCUAUCGCUGAAAUGGGCUUGCAUGCAUGGGGACGGCAUGAUGCCCGUUCCCAGCCAUGGCGAAUGGCGAGUGAGCAGACGGGUAGCCAGUCUGGCCCAAAAAAGAUGAAGGAGGUGCCUGUGCAGCCUGAAGCUGUGCAACGUAGAAUGGAUCUGUCGUCGUAAAUAGCGUCUCGGCUUGCGACGGCAGGCUGUAUGUGGGUGACGUAGGGGAAGAAACCAUGGGCGACUGCGCAGGAGCGAAAGUGCGGUUUGCGAGCACAGGGGACUGGGGCGAAGAAGGCAUGAGGAUGUCCUCGACCAUGUUUUCCUCCUCCAUUUCUUCCAGAUCGUGCCAGCGCUCGUCAUGGUGGACUGAACGAGAUCGAGAUCUAGCAGAGCUGUCGCUGCGAUGGCGGUAGCUAUCCGAGUUCUGGAAAGGAUUGCUGGACAAGCUUAUGCUACCAGAGGGUGUUCGGGUCGUUGGCGUUGUGCAAUGCUGAACACCAGUAGGAUCUCUCUGCGGCGCAGCAGGGGCCAUGUUAAUUUGUGGCGAAGUGACUGCCAUCGCCUGUGUCUGAACGUGGUUGUGAAAGAAGGCUUGGGUGAGCUGCGCCUGAAGGGCAGCGAGGUCCAUGGCCUCCUGACCAAUGUGGUUAGAAGAGAAAGUGGCGAUGAGAUCGUCGACAGAGAGACUCAUGGUGGCAGGGAGUGUGCGAGACAGCAGCAGGCAGGGGAUG